AUGGCUGGCAUGCAGUGGUACGCUGCCGCUGAGCUCGCACAGCUCGCAGCGGCGGCCAAGGGCCACGGCAAGGACCGUCCGCCCGGAAAGCCGACGUGCCGUUGGCCCCCGCAGGUCGUGUCAGGCGACCGUCAGGUCGACUUCACCGAGUGCUUCGAGCUCACCGUCCUCCUCCCGCUGCCGAUCAUGAUUGCUCUGAUCUCGUCGUCAAUCAGCAUUGUGUCGACCUCCAAGAGGCUGCGAAGGGUCGGACCUGACGGUAUCGAUUGGAUCAAGCGGAGCCCUCGGAGCGAGCGUGUCGCUAAGAUCAAGACUAUCAAGACGUCGCCCUACCCCUUCGCCCACUACGUUCUUCUGUCUCUGACCCUGGCGCUGUUCGCUAAGCUCGUCUGGAUCAACCACCACACCUCGCGCACGUCGUCGACGGUCGUUCUCCUGUUUAUCCCCCUGUACUGGAUUGUGACCGCCAUUGCUAUUCGCACGCAGAUCCUGACCGGUGUCUUCGACAGCCACACGAAGGGUUCAACGUCCGGCCGCCUCGUGAUCGCCCGUGAGGCGCUCUGGAUCGCCGCGAUCGGAACCGCUACCUUUGCGUUCUUCCUGGAGCUGUUCUCGCCCGAGAAGAAGUGGAAGGCACUCCGCGCCCCGUGGUCUCCACGCAAGAUUGAGCUUGACGAGGAGGAGGAGCCCGACACCGUCGACGGCGAGGUCAUCGUCAAGGAGAACGACGAGGUCGAGUCUCCCGUCAACACCGCCAACAUCUACGAGCGCCUCACCUUCUCGUGGCUCACGCCGCUGCUCUCUCUUGGCACCAAGAAGUACCUCGGAGAGGAGGACAUGUGGCAGGUCCCGCCGCAGGACUCGGCCGAGGCGCUGUCUGACCGCCUCGCCGCCGCUUGGGAGGAGCAGGUUCAGCUCGUGAAGCAGGGCAAGAAGAAGGAGCCUUCCCUUAAGGUCGCCCUCUUCAAGGCGUACGGUCUCACGUACGUCGUCGCCGCGUUCAUGAAGGGUAUCUACGACUGCCUCAGCUUUGCGCAGCCCCAACUGCUCCGUCUGCUCCUGAUCUACGUCUCGAGCUACGGCACCGACAAGCCCAUGAGCCCCACCGUCGGCUUCGGUAUCACGAUUCUCAUGUUCCUGACCGCCAACCUCGCCACGGCGCUCCUGCACCAGUACUUUGACCGCUGCUUCAUGACGACGAUGCGUGUUAAGACCGGACUCAUCACGCUAAUCUACCGCAAGUCUCUUCGCCUCAGCCUCAGCGAGAAGUCUGGUCGCACCUCAGGCGACAUUGUCAACCUCCAGAGCGUUGACGCCGUGCGUAUCGCCGACAUUGCGCAGUACGGCAACAUUGCCUGGUCUGGUCCCUUCCAGAUCAUCCUCGCAUUUGUGUCCCUUUACCAGCUCGUCGGCUGGCAGGCGUUCAUGGGUGUCGCCGUCAUGGUCAUCUCCCUCCCGAUUAACACGUUCCUGAGCCGCAUUCAGAAGCGUCUUCAGCGCCAGCUUAUGGGAAUCAAGGACGUGCGCACGCGUCUGAUGAGCGAGAUUCUGAACAACAUCAAAUCGAUCAAGCUGUACGGAUGGGAGAAGGCGUUCGCCGACAAGGUCUUCACGGCCCGCAAUGACAUGGAGCUGCGCAUGCUCCGCCGUAUUGGCAUCGUCUUCUCGUGCAGCAACUUCUUCUGGGCGACGAUUCCCUUCCUUGUCGCCUUCGCGACGUUCAGCACCUUCGUCUUCACCGCCGACCGCCCUCUCACGUCCGAGAUCAUCUUCCCCGCCAUCUCGCUCUUCACCCUGCUCUCGUUCCCGAUGAGCGUGUUCAGCAACAUCAUCAACAGCAUCAUCGAGGCGACGGUCUCGGUUGGUCGUCUUGAGAAGUUCCUGAACGCGGACGAGCUCGACCCCAACGCCCGCAAGCAGAUUGCCCCCGAGGACGACCCCAAGGGCGAGCCCACGCUCGGCGACAAGGCCGUCAGCAUCAAGAACGGCGAGUUCCGCUGGAUCAAGGACUCGACUGUCCCGACGCUCGAGGACAUUGACCUCGAGGUCAAGAUGGGCGAGCUCGUCGCUGUCAUCGGCCGCGUUGGAGACGGCAAGUCGUCGCUCCUGAACGCGAUUCUCGGCGAGAUGAACCGCUGCGAGGGUACUGUUGUCGAUCGCGGUGAGAUUGCGUACUUCUCGCAAAACUCGUGGAUCAUGUCCGCUACCGUCAAGGACAACAUCGUGUUCGGCCACCGUUUCGACCCCGUCUACUACGACAAGGUGCUUGACGCAUGUGCGCUGCGUGCCGACCUCGCCGUCCUGCCGAUGGGCCACAUGACGGAGGUUGGCGAGAAGGGUGUGUCUUUGUCUGGUGGCCAGAAGGCUCGUAUCUGUCUCGCCCGUGCUGUCUACGCUCGCGCGGACAUCUACCUGCUGGACGACCCGCUCAGUGCCGUCGACGCUCACGUUGGCCGCCACAUCUUCGAUCACGUCAUCGGCCCCCACGGCAUGCUGAAGAACAAGGCGCGUAUUCUGUGUACGAACGCGGUCAACACGCUGCAGCAGACGGAUCAGAUCCUUAUGCUGCGCCGCGGCAUUAUUGUCGAGCGCGGGUCGUACGAGCACUGCAUGUCCAACCCCAACUCGGAGGUGUACAAGCUGAUCACUGGUCUUGGAAAGCAGUCUGCCGAUGGCAGCGAAGAGUCCUCGGACCAGAUCACGCUCGUCCCCAGCGACAGCGACAGUGUCGAGAUCGAGGAGGACGGCAUUGGUGGUUCGGGCGCCGAGCUUAAGAAGCGUCGCACGAGCGCCAGCGACCGCCGUGCCUCCGUCCUCUCCAUCGGCCAGGCGAAGCGUGCCAUCAUCCGCGACCUCCGCGAGAGCGCCAAGCCCAAGGAGCACGUCGAGAAGGGCAGCGUCAAGAAGACGAUCUACAAGAAGUACAUCGGUGCCGCGGGUAUUGCGGGUAUUUUCAUCUUUGUCGUCUCGCUGUCGCUUGGCCAGGGAUCUGGCGUUUUGUCGAACUACGUGCUGCGUGACUGGGGCCGUGCCAACACGCGUGCCGGCCACAACGUCCGCGUCCCCUUCUACCUGACGCUGUACGGCAUCACGGGCUUCUCGUCUGCCGCACUCAACGUUCUUGCCAACGUCACGCUCAAGCUGUACUCUGGUCUUCGCGCCGCGCGUAUCAUGCACGACGCGAGUUUCGCUGCGCUGAUGCGCUCGCCCCUGUCGUUCUUCGAGCAGACCCCGACGGGCCGCAUCCUGAACCUGUUCUCGCGCGACAUCUUCGUCAUUGACGAGGUGCUGGUUCAGGCUCUCGGUGCGUUCAUGCGUACGUUCAUCCAGGUGCUCGGUGUCGUUGUCGUUGUCGGACUCGGCGCCCCGCCCGUGCUCAUCGUCUUCAUCCCCCUCGCUUUCAUCUACCGCAUGGUCAUGCGCUACUACCUCGCGACAUCGCGCGAGCUGAAGCGCCUCGACGCCGUCUCUCGUUCGCCCAUCUUCUCGUUCUUCGGCGAGACGCUCGCGGGCCUUCCCGUCAUUCGCGCGUACAGGCAGCAGAAGCGCUUCAAUGCCAACAACGAGGCGCGCGUCGACCGCAACCAGUCCUGCUACAUGCCCGCUAUGGCGAUCAACCGCUGGCUGGCCGUGCGUCUCGAGUUCCUCGGCUCGUGCCUCAUGUUCUCGACUGCGCUCGUCUCGGUCACGGCGCUCGUGUACCACUUCCCGAUUGACGCCGGUCUCGUCGGUCUCCUCAUGACCUACACCAUCAGCGUGACUGGAUCCCUGAACUGGCUCGUGCGCUCUGCGUCCGAGGUCGAGCAGAACAUUGUCUCCGUUGAGCGUGUGCUGGGCUAUACCGACCUGCCGUCGGAGGCGCCGAUGGAGAUCGCGCACACCAAGCCGCCCCCCGACUGGCCGCAGAACGGCAACAUCGAGUUCGACCAAUUCUCAAUGCGUUACCGCCCCGAUCUCGACUGCUGCCUGAAGGAGGUCAGUGUCGACAUCAAAGGCGGCUCGCGUGUCGGUAUCGUCGGCCGCACCGGCGCAGGCAAGUCAAGUAUGACCCUUGCUCUGUUCCGUAUUCUCGAGGCUGCGGGUGGUCGUGUCAUCAUUGACGGCAUCGACAUCAGCACCAUCGGCCUCAGCGACCUCCGCCACGCGAUCAGUAUCAUCCCCCAGGACCCCCAGCUGUUCGAGGGCUCUCUUCGCUCCAACGUGGACCCGACUGAGCAAUCGAGCGACGCUGCGAUCUGGACUGCGCUCGAGCAGGCGCACCUGAAGGACCACGUGAUGCGGAACAUGGGUGGCACCCUGGAUGCUGAGGUGGCGGAGGGUGGCACCAACCUUUCUGCCGGCCAACGUCAACUUGUCUGCUUUGCGCGCGCUCUUCUUCGCAAAACAAAGAUUCUUGUGCUUGAUGAGGCCACAAGCAGUAUCGACUUAGCGACUGACGCUGCCGUGCAGACGAUUCUGAGAGGUGCAGACUUCGCCGGAGUGACGACCUUGACGAUCGCGCACCGCAUCAACACGAUCAUGGACUCGGACAUGGUCUUGGUAAUGGACCAGGGCCGUGUGGCAGAGUACGACACGCCCGAGAACCUGCUCCAGAACCCCGAGAGCAUCUUCGCGACGCUCGUCGAGGAGGCGGGACUGGGCAAGAGCACCUCGGCGUCGCGUGCGGUCAGCAGGCAGCAGAGCCGGGCGCCGAGCCGCUCCGGCUCCCAGCGCGGCGAGAAGCGCGACGACAGCUCUGCCGCCAAGAAACCCUUUGGUUUCGGGAUCGGGGACGACGAAGAUAACUUUGCAUACUCUACGACGGGCACAAACAACUCUCGCAACAUGCGGCUGUGGGUUGCAUUCCUGCUCGCGGUGCUCGGUGCCGUGCAGGUGCGCGCGGGCAUGCUCUCCGACUCAUCCCUGUACUACUGCAAGUGCAUCUGUUUCGACAACAGCACGAUCAUCCCCCUCUGGCGGCCCGAACUGCUUCAGGACCCUUCCAAGCCCUGUCUUUCAUGUACGCGGCAAUUCUGCCUCGAUCAGAAGCUGCCCAUCUGCAAGGGUGCUGAGGUACCCGAGCUCGACCCCGACGUCGGCACGGGAACAGAGGGCGACGUCGAGGCGCGCUGCUUCAAGCGUGACUCGAAGCGGGACGAGUUUGUCGUCAUUGCCUUUGUGGUGAUCACGGCUGGACUGUUGCUCUUCGCCAAGGUGCGGAGUAAUUCUCGUGUGCCCGCUGUGAGCGCAACGGGCCGUAUAUGGUGUGAGACACAGGUCUUCAGCUAA
Trichosporon asahii var. asahii CBS 2479 is the source of this 5268-nucleotide messenger RNA. Its product is annotated as metal resistance protein ycf1. Gene Ontology annotation, molecular function: ATP hydrolysis activity; ATP binding; ABC-type transporter activity. NCBI's taxonomy places the organism in Eukaryota, Fungi, Basidiomycota, Tremellomycetes, Trichosporonales, Trichosporonaceae. The transcript is spliced from 5 exons. Bases 1 to 5268 code for a protein of 1755 amino acids. The record is from RefSeq and is a predicted model, not a curated record. Gene Ontology annotation, cellular component: membrane. Gene Ontology annotation, biological process: transmembrane transport.